Daktulosphaira vitifoliae (grape phylloxera) is the source of this 2094-nucleotide messenger RNA. RefSeq lists its product as uncharacterized. The record is from RefSeq and is a predicted model, not a curated record. NCBI's taxonomy places the organism in Eukaryota, Metazoa, Arthropoda, Insecta, Hemiptera, Phylloxeridae. The transcript is spliced from 2 exons. Bases 41 to 1741 code for a protein of 566 amino acids.
AUAUUAAUAUUCUGUUAGUGUUUAUGUUAAUAUAAAAAAAAUGAUUCUUUUAAAAUUUAUAUCAUUAAUCCACAUUCAUUUAACGCUUGGAUUAUCCUUUUAUUAUUUACAGUGUAAUUUUAUGAUGUAUAUGUUAAAUUAUUUUAGUCAUAACAAUCAAUAUUUAAUGGAAAUGAGUAAAAAUAUAAAAAAAUAUGAUGUGCUUAGUUUAAAUAAGUAUGGCGAUGCAAUAAAAACUCAUGGAGAAAUCGUACUAGUAAUGUUAGAUGUUUUAAGAGAAGCUGAUAUAACAUUAUACUCAACAGAAUUGAUGUCAGUAAAUUUAUACUUAAACAACGUAUCCGAAUAUGUAAAUUUUUAUGCUAGAAAUAAUGAAGGAAUAUAUGAUUUGUCGGAUCAAACAUCAAGCAUUCUUAAAGGUUACAAGAUUGUUCAUGAUUUUUUUUUAGAACAGUUAAAGAAAAAGAUAUUAAAACUUUGCAGAAAUGUGAUAUAUGACCAAAUAUUUAUUUAUUGCCCCGAUUACAACAAAUCAGGAGAAUAUACUCCCGAAAAUAUUCAACAUGUUGCAAAAAAACUUAAAAAUCGAUUAAUGCAAACUGAUAAGCAACAAAACAACACUGAUUAUUACAUAAAAAAAUUAGAAUAUAGUAUAGUAUACAAUACUUUUAAUAAAGCUAUUAAAAGAUCUAAAUAUUGGGAGCUUUUACCAAAAAAUUUAAUAUUUUAUGACUUAAUAACCAGAAAUUGUGAAAUUUCUGAAAAAGAAAUAAUGAGAGGUUCUCAGGAUAAACAAUAUCCAUUGUUCAUAAACGGACGAAAUGAUAAUGUCUUAGAUAUAAUUCGAUUUACACCACUUGCAAUAAAAUGUAAAGAUAAAAGUAGCUUGACUCUUUUUGAUAUAUUUAGAUACGUCAAGUAUACUUUUUAUAGAAAAGAUAUAGAAGUAUUUCAUACACUAAUGCUAACAGCAACAUUUCGUCCUAUCGCUAUACUUGUAAGACUCUUCAUUAGAGUUCUUAAUUCAUCAAAUUACAUUUACGAUGACUUUAGUAACCAAGAAGAAUAUUUAAAAUUGUAUACAAAUAUUAUUUCUGUUGGUGAAAGAAUAAUUGAAUGUUUUCAAAACUUUAUCGAUAUGAAUCUAUUUGGUGACGGCCCUAGUAAAGUCUUUUCUAAAUUUUUUAUGAAUACUUCUGAAUGCUUAUGGUAUUUUAGGAAUAAAAAUAUACCAAAUCUCAAGUCAUCAACUAUAAAAUUGAUGGAUGCAUUAAAAUCAUUUUUUUAUAAAAACAGAAUUGACUUUAUUGAUCUACCUGAAAUCUUUGCAAAGGAUAUUUUCAACAAUUUAUUUAAUGAAUUAAUAGUUAACCUGAAACAAGUAGAAGCAUUUCUAAUAAAAUUAAACUCUCAUAAGGAAAUCUUUGAAGUGACUACAAAAUCUUUUGAUAUUAAUCACAUGUUAAAUAUAAAAUACACAUGUGUUUUUAAUAGAUUUAUAUUAGAUGAGUUAUGUAAAACUACAGAUAUUUACACAUUAUUAUAUAAAUUCAACGAUGAUUAUGUCAAACAAAUCAGUGAAUUCAAAGAACAAAGUGCAGCCAUUGAUGAUGAAAAUAGAAACGAAAUUAUUAGUCAUCAAAAUCAUUCUGAAAAAAGUAUAAAUGAUAGUGAUAGAUACAAAUUAAAUAAAUGCUAUAUUUAUCCUAGAUACUUGUUAAAUUACAUAUUGUUUAUAUAAAUUAUAUUAAGUAAAUAACUGAGAAAGUAUUAAAUAAUUUCGAUAUUAGAAUAGUAUAAGUUUUAACACAGUAACAGGCAAUUUUUAAAUUCUUAAGUUAUAUAAUAAUGUCAUAUAAAGGGAAAAUGUAGGGUAAGCAAAUUAACAAUGGUGGAAAUAUGUAAGAGGAAACAUGAAAAUUAAUGGGGAUUGAACGUUUUGACUAAGAAAGGUCUAGUUACGGGUCUAGACAAUUAGUGCUUGUAACUUUGUAUUUUGAACGACUUAAUUUAUAUUGUGUUACAUUUUAAUAUUGUAUUUUGAUUUUGUGUUUAUUAAGUUCCCUUAAUAAAAGAUAACUAUUCAAAAACCUA